AUUGGGCGAGACGCGUUCUUAGGAAUGUCAUGAAACUAUUUAAAUAGUACUUUGUCCCCUGGCUUUACAGUUAGGUUCUUAGACAGAUACCAGAGAGAAGAUUUGCCGUUCAAUUAAAGCAACACAAGAAACGUACUUUCUGCAUCUUAUAUCGGACUCCUUUCCAUUAAAAAUUAACAAGAAAUUGUUUUUAUCUUGUGGAUUAUUAUUGGAUUUCCAUUUUUAUUUGGAUUUGACUGUUUUUCUCUGCUGUUUUCAUUCAACAGAGAAAAACCAGAGUUUCACCAUGAAGUUGACAGGAAUAUUUCUGCUGUUGAUGCUUUUGACCUGCGAGAGCGUACGAGUUGCAGAGAACCGAGACGACAAUAGCGUGUACGACCUGUUCGAGCUGGUCCAAGUCUCCAAGAAGAACCACGGAGUGACCCUAGUGAAGGGCGACGACCCAUACAGUCCCGCCUACAAGAUCCUCAACCCGGACCUGAUCCCCGAGCUCCCCGAGAGCUCCUUCAGGGACCUCAUCGAUUCCAUCCAUGCCGAGAGGGGCUUCCUCCUCCUGCUUAACUUCAAGCAGUUUAAGCGGACCAGGGGCUCCCUCUUGACCGUGGAGAAGCGGGACGGGUCCGGAGCCGUGUUCGAGAUAGUCUCGAAUGGAAAAGCGAACACCCUGGAUGUGGUUUUCUCCACCGUUAAUAAGCAACAGGUGGUCUCGAUAGAAGAUGUGGACUUGGCGACGGGCCACUGGAAGAAUAUUACGCUGUUCGUGCAGGAGGACCGGGCGCAGCUGUAUGUUGGCUGUGAGGAGGUGAACACGGCGGAACUGGACGCUCCCAUCCAGAGCAUCCUCACUCAGGAAACUCCCGCCACAGCGCGCCUCAGGAUUGGGAAGGGAGCGGUGAAGGACCGGUUCAUGGGGGUGCUCCAAAACGUGCGCUUUGUCUUUGGAACAACUUUGGACGCGAUUCUGCGCAACAAGGGAUGCCAAAACUCUGUUCUGACUGAUGGGAUCGUCCUUAUCGACGACACCAUCAAUGGGUCCAGCCCUGCCAUUAGGACGGACUACACUGGCCACAAAACUAAAGACCUGCAGAUGAUCUGUGGGUUCUCCUGCGAGGACCUGGCUGGCAUGUUCAAGGAACUGAAGGGUCUGGGAGUGGUGGUGAAGGAGCUGUCCAAUGAGCUGCGCAAAGUGACGGAUGAGAACAAGUUGUUGAUGAACAGAGUGGGGAUCCACAGUGGAGUCUGUCUGCACAACGGCAUCGUCCACAAGAACAAGGCCGAGUGGACCGUCGACGACUGUACCGAGUGCACUUGUCAAAACUCUGCCACCGUGUGCCGUAAGAUAUCCUGCCCCCUGAUCCCUUGUGCCAACGCCACCGUGCCCGAUGGAGAGUGCUGCCCACGCUGUGGAACACCGAGUGACUAUGCGGAGGAUGGAUGGUCCCUGUGGUCUGAAUGGACCCACUGUUCCGUGUCUUGUGGGCGGGGAAUUCAGCAGAGAGGCCGCUCCUGCGACCGCAUCAACAACAACUGCGAGGGAACCUCCGUCCAAACCAGGGACUGCUACCUUCAGGAGUGUGACAAACGCUUCAAGCAGGACGGUGCCUGGAGCCACUGGUCCCCCUGGUCUUCCUGCUCGGUCACCUGUGGGGCGGGUGUCAUCACCCGUAUCCGCCUCUGCAACUCCCCCACACCCCAGCUAGAAGGCAAGGACUGCCAAGGAGAGGGAAGACAGACUGAGAAGUGCACCAAGUCACCCUGCCCAAUCAACGGUAACUGGGGACCCUGGUCGCUAUGGGAUACCUGCUCUGCCACCUGUGGGGGAGGAGCUCAGACACGUAAACGUCUCUGCAACGACCCCGCCCCUAAAUAUGGUGGUAAGGAGUGCCAGGGUGACCCCAAGGCCACUCAGCUGUGCAACAAGAACACCUGUCCCAUCGAUGGCUGUCUGUCCAACCCUUGCUUCCCUGGGACCAAGUGCACCAGCUUCCCUGAUGGAACAUGGAGGUGUGGAAAAUGCCCCUCUGCUUACUCUGGUGACGGCAUCAAGUGCAAUGACAUUGAUGAGUGCAAAGAGGUUCCUGGCGCUUGCUUCGUAUUCAAUGGAGUACACCGCUGUGAGAACACUGACCCUGGCUAUAACUGCCUGCCCUGUCCCUCACGAUACUCUGGACCUCAGCCCUUCGGCAGGGGAGUGGAGGAAGCCACCGCCAAGAAACAGGUGUGUACACCACGUAACCCCUGCCUGGAUGGGAGCCACGACUGCAACAAGAACGCCCGCUGUAACUACCUGGGACACUUUGCCGACCCCAUGUACCGCUGUGAGUGUAAGCCUGGCUAUGCUGGAAACGGACACAUCUGUGGUGAGGACACGGACCUGGACGGAUGGCCCAACCAAGACCUGGUCUGUGUGGAGAACGCCACCUACCACUGCAAAAAGGACAACUGCCCCAACCUUCCCAACUCAGGCCAAGAAGACUACGACAAGGAUGGUGUUGGUGACGCUUGUGACAACGAUGAUGAUAAUGAUGGUAUUGCUGAUGACAGGGAUAACUGUCCGUUCGUGUACAACCCCAGGCAAUAUGACUAUGACAGAGAUGAUAUUGGAGAUCGUUGUGAUAACUGUCCCUACAACAGCAACCCUGACCAGACCGACACAGACAACAACGGGGAAGGAGACGCCUGCUCUGUGGACAUUGAUGGAGAUGGCAUUCUGAAUGAGAAAGACAACUGUCCGUACGUCUACAACGUGGACCAGAGAGACACUGACCUGGAUGGUGUGGGAGACAUGUGUGACAACUGUCCGCUGGAACACAACCCUGACCAGGUUGACUCUGAUGACGACCGUGUGGGAGAUAAGUGUGACAGCAACCAGGACAUCGAUGAAGACGGCCACCAGAACAACCUGGACAACUGCCCCUACAUCCCCAACGCUAACCAGGCCGACCACGACAAAGACGGAAAAGGAGAUGCCUGCGACCACGAUGAUGACAAUGACGGGAUCCCAGAUGAGAAAGAUAACUGCAGACUGGCCUUCAACCCUGACCAGAUCGACUCCGAUGGUGAUGGUCGAGGAGAUGCUUGCAAAGACGACUUUGACCAAGACAAUGUGCCUGACAUCUACGACGUGUGUCCGGAGAACUUUGACAUCAGCGAGACGGACUUCAGGAAGUUCCAGAUGGUUCCUCUGGACCCCAAGGGAACGUCCCAGAUCGACCCCAACUGGGUGGUCAGACAUCAGGGCAAAGAGCUGGUCCAGACCGUCAACUGUGACCCUGGCAUUGCUGUUGGUUUUGAUGAGUUCAACUCUGUGGACUUCAGUGGUACCUUCUUCAUCAACACAGAGAGAGAUGAUGACUACGCCGGCUUUGUGUUCGGCUACCAGUCUAGCUCCAGGUUCUACGUGGUGAUGUGGAAGCAGAUCACACAGACCUACUGGAACAACAAACCCACCAAAGCUCAGGGAUACUCAGGACUGUCCAUCAAAGUGGUCAACUCCACUACUGGACCUGGUGAGCACCUCAGGAAUGCUCUCUGGCACACUGGUAACACCCCAGGACAGGUGAAGACUCUUUGGCACGACCCUAAGAAAAUUGGCUGGAAAGACUUCACAGCCUACAGAUGGCACCUGAUCCACAGACCAAGAACAGGACACAUCAGAGUGGUCAUGUACGAGGGGAAGAAGAUCAUGGCUGAUUCUGGGAGCAUAUAUGACAAGACGUACGCAGGCGGAAGACUAGGCCUCUUUGUCUUCUCACAAGAGAUGGUAUACUUCUCAGACCUCAAGUAUGAAUGCAGAGAUGCAUAAUUGCACGGAGCAAGAAGCUCUUGGAACAAUGCACCUUUCUGUAUAAAUAUGAACAAUAUGUAUUCAGAUGAAAAGUCCAGGGAUUGUUUUUUUCUGCUCCUCUUUCUUCUGCGGCACGCACACUGGUGGGACCGAGGGGUAGGGCCUGGUGUGGUCAGCCUCAGGGUAAAUUAACACUGGUUGGACAGAGAACCAUUUGCUUUGCCUGAACGGGAGACCGACCAAUGUUACCAACCAACGUUACCAACCAACGACACCGACCGGCCGAUAUCUCUCUGAUCUUAAAGACCUCAUUCAGCUCUGCGCAGGAGAGGCUCCCCAUAGUCGACUAUGCACUUCCAAACCUUUACAUCUCUCUCUCUCUCUCUCUCUCUCUCUCUCUCUUUCUAUCCAUCUCUCUUUUUCUGGAAUGGACGUCCCAAAGAAAGACUAUGUGAUGUUCUGUUUAUAAAAAACAGAUCUACCAGGAUGUAGAUUCUGAACGAUACGACUCUGAGGAAGUGUUUUUUUUGGCUCAGAGGAGGAAGAAAGCAGUAAGACUUUUUUCACUUUAAGUUUUGUAAGGAAAGGGCUUGUGGCCAUUGAAAGUCAGCUGCGUAACAACAAGAUAUGGAGGGACGGUAAACUUUGUGUGGAUGUAUGUACGUUUAUGUGUUUAAAUAAGAAGAAAGUGCUUGCUUUUACCCUUCUAUAUGCGUACCCUUAGAGAAAAGUGUUUCCGAGACAAAGGAAAACAAACCGAAAUUAAAAUGAGCCGAAAUAUUUUUGGUCAAAUACAGGAUUGCUUGUAGGCUUUUAUGGCUGGCAUUAGAUUGAUACUGUGUUUCAGUUGAAAGUGAACACAGUAUAACUCAGGGUAAGAUGGGAGUGACCAUCUUAGCAUUGCAGAAAUGACAUGGGAGGGCCAUGUGAAAAAGAAAGGACACGGGAGGGCCAUGUGGAAAAGAAAGGACACGGGAGGGCCAUGUGGAAAAGAAAGGACACGGGAGGGCCAUGUGGAAAAGAAAGGACACGGGAGGGCCAUGUGGAAAAGAAAGGACACGGGAGGGCCAUGUGGAAAAGAAAGGACAUCGGAGGGCCAUGUGGAAAAGAAAGGACACGGGAGGGCCAUGUGGAAAAGAAAGGACACGGGAGGGCCAUGUGGAAAAGAAAGGACACGGGAGGGCCAUGUGGAAAAGAAAGGAUAUCAGAGGGCCAUGUGGAAAAGAAAGGACAUCGGAGGGCCAUGUGGAAAAGAAAGGACACGGGAGGGCCAUGUGGAAAAGAAAGGAUAUCAGAGGGCCAUGUGGAAAAGAAAGGACAUCGGAGGGCCAUGUGGAAAAGAAAGGACAUCGGAGGGCCAUGUGGAAAAGAAAGGACACGGGAGGGCCAUGUGGAAAAGAAAGGACACGGGAGGGCCAUGUGGAAAAGAAAGGACACGGGAGGGCCAUGUGGAAAAGAAAGGACAUCGGAGGGCCAUGUGGAAAAGAAAGGACAUCGGAGGGCCAUGUGGAAAAGAAAUGACAUGGGAGGGCCAUGUGGAAAAGAAAGGACAUCGGAGGGCCAUGUGGAAAAGAAAGGACAUGGGAGGGCCAUGUGGAAAAGAAAGGACAUGGGAGGGCCAUGUGGAAAAGGGCAUUUCCAGAGCCAGUAAGUCCAAGACAUUCUGUCUAUUAAGAAACGUGUCAUUAUGAACAUUAAAUGUUACAAAUAUUCAGUAUGUAUUUAUUUUCCAAAAUCUAAAAAGAUACAAUUUUGUGUAAGAUUACAAAACGGGGGAUCUCCCUCAUCUUUAGAGGCUUUACACUUGAAAUUUAAUUUAUUAACUCUUGCCUACAGUGUAGGUACCAAACAAUUAAAAUACUUUGAGAACGUGAGAGAUUCCCCCAGUGUUCCAACGAGUCAGUCAGUCAGACUGGUGUCUUUGGUGUCAAACGUGGGAUUCUACUCUCCCCCUCUCUCUCCCUAUAAGGAAACCAUUAUAGGGAUUAGAAUUCAGCCAUGGUUAGAGCUAAGGCUCCUGAAUCAGUGUGGUAUGUAUGGUUAGAGCGAAGGCUCCUGAAUCAGUGUGGUAUGUAUGUGACCUGUGUGCCUUUUCUUCUGAGAGAGAUGACAAAACAAAGGAACUCUUUGAUCUACAAAUAUUACCUCAUUGCUGUUGUAUGAUUCAUUUGAUCAAACAAAAAAGUAAUUUUGUUAAUUUUAUGCUUACAGAAUACAAAUUGAUCGACAUCUUAUUGCUACUGUAGCAUGAGUCUGUACAUAGUAGUACUUUUCUUUUCAAAACAGAAUCCCCCCCAUCCAACACCCCCCUGCAGUAAAAUUAAAACAUUUUUUACACAUAUUUGAAUUUUUGCUUUCAUAUAUGUCCUUUGUCCAGUGCUCUUUUUAAUGAAUAAGUUAUUAUUCUGUUUAGUUCUGUCUUUGCUGUUCUGUGUGUGAGAGGUCGAUUUGUGUAGAUAAAUGCUAUUUAAAUAAUUUAUCAGGGUUCGUUGCCUGAUGAAGGGGGCGUAUCCGUAUGUAUAAACGGUUUGCACACUGACGCAAGGAUGUUCUGGUCUUUAUCGUCUUUACUUUUCGCUUUAUCGCUAUUUUUACGAUUUUUAUCAUUCUUUUCUGUACAAUUUAGUGAUGCUUGUUGUCUGUAAACAUUUUUGCUUAGUUGUACAAUGCAACAAAAAAAAUGCUGUUUUUAUCCAUAGCAAAUAUUUUGUUACAUACUUCUGAAACAAUAAAUAGUUGUUCAAAUCCA
Molecule: messenger RNA, 6536 nt
Organism: Salmo salar (Atlantic salmon)
Lineage: Eukaryota; Metazoa; Chordata; Actinopteri; Salmoniformes; Salmonidae
Product: thrombospondin-1
Biological process (GO): cell adhesion; negative regulation of angiogenesis
Cellular component (GO): extracellular region
Molecular function (GO): calcium ion binding; protein binding
Source: RefSeq, a predicted model, not a curated record